Molecule: messenger RNA, 294 nt
Organism: Phytophthora nicotianae INRA-310
Lineage: Eukaryota; Oomycota; Peronosporomycetes; Peronosporales; Peronosporaceae
Exons: 1
Source: RefSeq, a predicted model, not a curated record
AUGGAGCACAAGAACUACCGCUUCUGUAAGAAGCGCACCGUAGUGGAGACAGGAACAACCUAUUUCAGCUGCGUGAAGUUCCGGGCAGGCUGUCCAGCACGUCUUGUAGUCAAGAAGGGGGGCGCUAUCAUCGAAAGAAAUGCCCACUGCUGCGACCAAGACAUUUUAGAAGAGGUCGCAGACGUUCGCCGCGACAUGUCGUUGGAGCUCCAAGAUCGCGCCAUUAAGGAGUUCUCUGUUGCACCUGGUGUUCUGUGGCAGCGCGUCUUUGAUGAAUUCCGUGCCAAGCAUCAC